GCUUGUAUUAUCAUGAAGUUGUGUUAAAUCGGACCUCUUUUGUUUUUGUUACAUUUCACACACAAAACAAAUGGAUUUCCUGUUAAAAUGCAGUUUAUAUGCUAUUGAAAUUUGCAAAAAAAAAAAAAAAAAAAAGAAUCUAUCCUAAAUCGUCACCCCCUUUACGCGCGCGCGCGCACGUGUCUGUAUGAGCAGCAUCCUGCUUAUCUUUGUUCUUGUCUUCAUCUGAUUUGUGUUGAGAUCAACUUGCGCUCUGACUCCUCUGGCUUUGCGCGACCCUAUAGCCCACCUGCGUCUGGAGAGUAUUUUUAAAAGCAGGGUACGAGCGCGAGCGCGUCGCGUAAAGCGCACCACUUCAAAAGCUUCUAAAGCUCUUCACUUAUAUCGGGUUAUGCGCGUGGACACGUAGGGUUUUUGAGAAACGCGCAGACUGCACUCGUCUUUUUGUCGGAGUUACCAAAUCUUAGACUCUCACUUGGGCGGAUAGAGAGACGGAUCUCCACCGGGAUCUCCUCGCACCGCGACUGUACCUGGAGAAUCUGAUUCACUCAAAUAGAGCACAGAGGAGAGUCCUGUGGAGUCUGUCCUUCUUUCACCCAGUGAGAGACAGCUGAGUUUAGACUCUGUUUAAACUCAUAUUAGCACAUCUUCCGUAACUCUGACCAGCAGCAUGUGGGACAUCAAAAGGUUAUGAGUGCCCUUACAGCUCGGUGAUCCACUUAGACAAGCCAAUGAGAGGAUGGCCAGAGGUCACAUGAUCUACAGAAGCGCCUACCAGCUGGUACUACUGAUUCUACUGAGCGUGCUCCAGCUGGCGCAUACGCAAAGUCCUCCUCAGUUCACUCGGACACCCGUUGAUCAGAUAGGGGUUCAGGGGGGUGUGGCCUCCUUCGUAUGUCAAGCCACAGGAGAUCCACAGCCUAAAAUCACAUGGAGCAGAAAAGGCAAAAAAGUCACCAACCAGAGAUUUGAGGUGAUAGAGUUUGAGGAUGGUUCAGGGUCUGUGUUGCGAGUGCAGCCACUGCGGACCCCCCGUGAUGAGGCUGUGUAUGAAUGUGUGGCAUCUAACGAAGCAGGAGAGAUCAGCGCCUCCACCCGUCUUAGUGUUCUCCGCGAGGACCAGCUUCCCACUGGUUUUCCUUCUAUAGAUAUGGGCCCUCAGCUGAAGGUUGUGGAGCGUUCUCGCACUGCUACCAUGCUGUGUGCAGCCAGCGGAACACCUGACCCUGAGAUCACCUGGUUUAAAGAUUUCCUCCCCAUAGAUACACACACUCAUGGGCGGAUCAAACAGCUACGCUCAGAGUCCUUUGGGGGUACACCUAUCCGAGGUGCACUUCAGAUUGAUCAGAGUGAAGAAACUGAUCAGGGUAAAUACGAGUGUGUCGCGACCAACAGCGAAGGAACACGCUACUCAACACCAGCUAACCUUUAUGUCAGAGAGUUAAGAGAUGUGCGUCGCAUCCCUCCUCGCUUCUCAGUGCCACCGAUGGAUUAUGAGAUCAUGCCGGGAGGAAGUGUGAAUAUCUCCUGUCAGGCAGUGGGCGUUCCCAUGCCAUAUGUCAAAUGGAUGCUGGGAGCAGAGGAUUUGACUCCAGAAGAUGACAUGCCUAUUGGGCGGAAUGUUUUAGAGCUCACAGAUGUACGCCAGUCUGCCAACUACACAUGUGUGGCCAUGUCGACUCUCGGAGUUAUUGAAACUGUUGCCCAGAUCACAGUUAAAGCCCUUCCCAAUCCUCCAGGAGCUCCGGUUGUCAUGGAGCGAUCUGCCACCAGCAUUACUCUAAUGUGGGACAGUGGAAAUCCACUUCCUGUAUCUUACUACAUCAUUCAGUAUCGUCCCGCCUCCUCCACCGACCCCUUUAAAGAAAUUGAUGCCAUAGCAACAACUCGUUACAGCGUGGGUGGACUCAGCCCCUACUCGCACUACCAUUUCCGGGUUGUGGCGGUGAAUUCGAUUGGCCGUGGCCCACCGAGUCAAACCGUGGAAGCUCGCACGGCCGAGCAGGCGCCUAGUUCCCCUCCUCGUCGUGUCAGAGGUCGUAUGCUGAGUGGUUCCACAGCAAUGGUGCAGUGGGAGGAGCCAGAGGAAGCCAACGGUCAGGUGGUUGGUUACAGGGUGUAUUACACCUCGGAUUCGUCACUAUCUGUGAGCCAAUGGGAGAAGGAAAUGGUUCGAGGGGCGAAUUUUCUGAACAUACGAGAUCUGACACCGAACAAAACCUAUUAUAUUAGAGUUCUCGCUUUCACUGCAGUGGGAGAUGGACCUCUUUCCAGCGAUCUGCACAUCAUUGCCAAGACAGGAGUCCCGUCCCAGCCCACAGAACUGAAGGCAGAGGUGAAAUCAGAGACCAGCAUUCUUCUGUCGUGGAUCCCUCCUGCUCACAGUGGUACAGAUGCCAUCACUGGUUAUGAGCUCAUUUACAGGCUUGGAGACCAGCCAGAGCAGAAAAUAUCAUUUGAUCCAAGCUCCAGUUAUCUGCUGAAGAAUCUGAAGCCGUUUUCCACCUACAUAUUUCAACUAGCAGCACGCAGCAAACACGGCCUGGGGGCAUUCACCAGUGAAAUCACCGUUCAGACUCCACAAACACAGUCCAUACCCCCUCCCCAGGAAGUCACAUGCUUAAGCCCCUCCUCCACAAGUCUAUUGCUUAGCUGGGCUCCACCUCUGACAGAUGAAAAUGCAGGCAUAACAGGAUACUCCAUCAGAUAUGUGGCAGUGGAACGGGAGAAAGACCCCGUACAGAGGAUCGCGGACAUCCCAUCGAACUGUUUUCGAUAUCGGAUUGAGGGGCUGAAGAAAGGGACCCUGUAUUCUGUGACAGUUGCUGCCCACACUGACACAGGUCAAGGGCCUGAGAGCCUACCGAUAUUGAUCCGCACAGAAGAAGACGUGCCCAGCGCACCACCACAGAGUGUGGAUGUGGUGGUCUUAAAUGCCACCUCUGCCAGAGUGUCAUGGAAACCUCCAGUUGCUGAGCGACAGCAUGGAAAGAUUCGAGGUUACCAGGUGACAUAUGCCAGAAGAACAGCAGGGGAGAGAACAGUCUCUCCCAGAAUUAGGGAACUCCUACUGAGAGACCCGCAGCCACAGAACGACUCGAAACAAUAUGACCUAAUUUUGACUGAUUUAUGGCCGAACACUGAAUACUCUGUGACUGUGGCUGCAUUCAACUCAAAAGGCGAUGGAGCACGUAGCAAACCUACAGUCAUCAGAACUAAACCAUCAUUGCCAGGUAUGCCCCUGCUUACAGUUGCGCCAUCUGAAGAUGGCACUGCCCUGCUGAAAUGGCAGCCUCCUCCUGCUGGUCUGUCCCCUGUGCUGGGCUACAGGCUCUCAUAUGGCCAAGCUGACCCGACCUCAGACUCCUUCAUGGUGCAAGAGCUAAAUGCUGAGGAGCGCACCUACAGCGUCCCAUCUUUGAGCGCAGGGGUGCUGUACGUGUUCCGUCUGGCCGCCCGUACCAUCUGGGGUUAUGGUUCAAGCGCUCAGGUCACACUUUUAACACCAAACAUGGUGCAGACAACCACAGACGACAUGGUAACAGCCACAGGGACAACAGAUGCUUUAAAUGUGAGCAUACAGGAAACAGUUCCGCUUUUGGCUAACUUAACAGCCGAAGACAUCAACUCCUCUUCUGUGAUUCUGAGAUGGGAGCGACCAAAAAACCAUGACCGGAUCCAAGGUUACCGUGUGUGGUUCGCUGUCACUUAUAGUAAUGGCACGGACAUUGCCAUGGAAUCAGACGUUUCGGAGGCCACAGUGGUUCUUAAUGGCCUAAGGCCAAAUACUGAGUAUGUGGCGAGAGUGUGCAUGCUUAGCAAACACGGCCCUGGGCCCUAUAGUCUCCCUAUAUCCAUCAAAACACAACCAGCACAGGAAGUGUUUGCUGUGAACUUCAGAGUGAAAGCUGCUAUGAAGAGUUCAGUGCUGCUGACCUGGGAGUCACGAACCACCACUAAUAAAGCACAGUCUCUUAUUAUCUCAUAUGGUGAUGGUGAGAGUGUGGAGGUGGAUGGGCGGCUCGGGCAGAAGUUGGUGACUAAACUGAAGCCCCAGUCUCUCUACACCUUCAUGUUAACUAGUAAAGCUGAUGGCACUGGAGGCCUGCAGCACCGUGCAGAUGCCAUGACGGCUCCAAACCUGCUCACUAGGAAACCCCAGGUGCUGGAAAGGACCAGCUCUCAGAGCAUCGCUACCCUGCAGCUGCCCACUGUCCAGGGACAGGCUAAUGUCAGGGGUUUCUACAUUGUGGUUGUCCCCCUGAAGAGGCAGAGAGGAGGAAACUUCCAGAAUGUAUGGAGUGAUCCAGAUGAGAUGAACAUUGAUGAGCUGCUGAGGGAGAUUAAUGGCACCGGUCGCUCUGUGCGUCUACGGAGGCAGGCAGAGGCAAAAGCAUACAUCAGCGCUCAUUUCCAGAAUCUUCCAGCAGAAUUCAAACUAGGAGACGGACGCGUGUAUGGAGCUUUCCUAAAUCGGCCGCUUGUAAAUGGACAGGAGUGUGUGUGCUUCGUGCUGGCUAUUCUUGAACUGGGCCAGAAUACCAUGUACUCCACGAGUCCAUUCUCUGAUGCCGUGCUAUUCUCUGAUGUUGAGCCACAGCCAAUCGUUGACGAGGAGGAGGGGCUUCUAUGGGUGGUGGGGCCAGUGCUGGCGGUCAUUUUCAUUAUCAGCAUUGUCAUCCUCAUCCUCCUCUUUAAAAGCAAACCAGACAGGAAGCGGGCAGAGCUGGAGGGCAGGAAGUGUAGCUUUCCCAGCAGCAGUAAAGCCAUGAGUUCCCAGCAUCCAUCUGACCCAGUGGAGCUGCGUAGAAUCAACUUCCCAACGGCUGGUUUGCGUGCAUCUAUCAUUGGUUAUCGACGGUUAUCAAGCAUGACCAGCCACCCUCCAGUGUCCGUCUCAGAACUGCCAGCUCACAUAGAGAGGAUGAAAGCCAAUGACAACCUGAGGUUCUCUCAAGAGUAUGAGUCUAUUGAUCCAGGGCAGCAGUUCUCAUGGGAACAUUCUAACCUUGAGAUUAACAAGCCAAAGAACAGAUAUGCCAACGUCAUCGCCUACGACCACACCAGAGUAGCACUUUCCAACAAUGAUGGUGUUCCUGGCGGUGACUACAUCAAUGCCAACUUCAUAGACGGUUACCGCCGACAGGGCUCAUACAUCGCCACCCAGGGCCCCAUGCCAGACACGUUUAGUGACUUCUGGAGAAUGGUGUGGGAACAACACACAGCAAAUAUCAUCAUGAUCACCAAACUUGAGGAGAAAUCCAGGAUGCCUUCGUAUUUCUUCUCAAAGAAUAAAUGCGAUCAGUACUGGCCCAGCAGAGGCACAGAGACGUACGGAUUAAUGCAAGUCAAUUUACUGGACACGGUGGAGCUCGCGACCUACUGCGUCAGGACUUUUGCUCUUUUUAAGAGUGGGAGUGGGGAGAAAAGGGAGGUGCGUCAGUUCCAGUUUACAGCAUGGCCAGAUCAGGGGGUACCUGAACACCCCACUCCCUUCCUGGCCUUCCUCAGACGGGUCAAAGCCUGCAAUCCCCCAGACGCUGGACCUAUUGUGGUCCACUGCAGUGCUGGUGUGGGCCGAACGGGCUGCUUCAUUGUGAUUGAUGCCAUGUUGGAGCGUGUGAAGCAGGAGAAGACGAUAGAUAUUUAUGGUCACGUGACUCUGAUGCGAUCUCAGCGAAACUACAUGGUGCAGACAGAGGAGCAGUACGUCUUUAUUUAUGAUGCACUGCUGGAGGCUGUUUCCUGCGGCAACACAGAGGUUCCGGCACGGAAUCUUUAUGCCUACAUCCAGAGACUGUCACAGACAGAACCUCCGGAGCACAUCAGCGGAAUGGAGCAGGAAUUUAAACGCUUAGCUAAUGCCAAAGCGCAUAACUCCCGAUUCGUCAGUGCCAGCCUUCCGUGCAAUAAGUUCAAAAACCGAUUGGUCAAUAUCAUGCCAUAUGAGACCACACGUGUGUGUCUGCAGCCAAUCAGAGGAGUGGAGGGCUCAGACUAUGUCAAUGGCAGUUUUAUAGAUGGCUACAGGCAACAGAGGGCGUAUAUUGGGACUCAGGGGCCGCUGGCGGAGACAGUUGAAGAUUACUGGCGAAUGCUUUGGGAACAUAAUUCUACUAUAGUAGUUAUGCUUACUAAACUCAGAGAAAUGGGAAGGGAAAAAUGUCAUCAGUACUGGCCAUCUGACAGGUCAGCACGCUAUCAGUACUUUGUGGUGGACCCCAUGGCGGAGUACAACAUGCCUCAGUAUAUACUCCGAGAGUUUAAAGUCACAGAUGCAAGGGACGGUCAAUCCAGAACAGUCCGGCAGUUUCAGUUCACAGACUGGCCAGAGCAGGGCGUGCCCAAAUCUGGAGAAGGCUUCAUUGAUUUUAUCGGUCAAGUGCACAAAACAAAAGAGCAGUUUGGUCAGGAUGGACCGAUCACGGUACAUUGCAGUGCUGGUGUUGGGAGGACAGGUGUAUUUAUCACUCUAAGUAUAGUACUGGAGAGGAUGCGUUACGAAGGAGUGGUUGACAUCUUCCAGACUGUCAAAAUGUUGCGCACUCAAAGACCAGCUAUGGUGCAGACAGAGGAGCAGUACCAGUUCUGCUAUCGAGCAGCGCUGGAAUACCUGGGCAGUUUUGAUCACUAUGCAACAUAAAACCUUCCCCUGGACCAAGGGCCACAUCAUUACACACCAAGGCCUGAGUCUGAUCAGUCUGACAGCCUCUUUCUGCUGCCCACAGCUCAAGAGUCUGUUUGAUUUCUCCCGACAGCACACAAUUUAAUAGCCAGACAUGGAGGGCAGCUGGGAUACAGAAUUGUCACAACAAAUUGUAGCUCCAAUCAUAUAGCUGAAAGUUGUCAAGUCAUAAAACUCUGGCAACCAGCCAGCAGAUCCAAUGAAAUCGCAGGAACCCAACAAUGUGCUGUCUGGACCGAUUCAACAGACCAAAAACAAGAGAGGAAACAACAAUCAAGCAGUUUGAUGGUAUUUUUUACUUCUCAUAAUUUGUUUCAACACCAGAACCCCCCCAAAAAUACAGUUUAUUGAGGGAUGCAUUGAGGGUUUAGAGUUUCCUCUGUUUUUGUCACCAGUCAUUUAGUGGCUCCACCAACUCACUAAAGUGAUGCAUACAAAAGGAAAUUCAACGACACCCGAAGUAUUGGUGCUUAUGCCAAUAUCCUGUUCGUUUAUCUGUAGCACACACACAUAGAUAUAUACACAUAGAUGCAUAUCUAUCACAGAUUUAAGACAAGGAAAAAUAACAAGCUGAAAAUGGAGAUUUGUCUCAAAAACCGUGCAAUAUUGAACGUGAAGCGCACCUUCAAGUUUAAAACCACUCAAGUAUUAGAGAUAUUCUCACUGUAAUUAUAUUGUCUCAUUAAUCCUAUAUGAUAUAAAGUAUAAAACAAAGUGUUAUUAUGCAUAUUAGCACAUUAUAUAUAUAAAAAUUGUCAAUGUAUUGAGUGAUAUUUAUACUAUGUGAGUGAGGUACUUGUCAGUGCACAUAAGUUACGAAAAGUACUGUUUGCGGUAAUAUUUAAAAAGGAUUUUUUAUUUUUAUUUCAUUUUUUCCACUAAACUUACCAAAACAACUAUUUACAUGCAGGAUUGGAAGAUAAAUGUUGAACUCUAAACAUGAGGUGACACUUUAAAAUAAUAACAUAAUGGAUCAUCUGACACUGGUAGUGCCUUAUCAUAGUCACAUGUUUAAAAUGGUUCGCUAUUAAAGUUAAAUGUUCCGCGUUUAUGGAUAUUAACCUGCUUUUAUGUUUAAAAAAAAUUAUAAUGCUUAAUAAAACCUGAAGUAAAUACAGUUACAUCCUCCAGAGUGAAUUUUAAUAUAUAAUAUAUUUCACACCAAGACCAAUUUUAAGUACCAGGGUGGUUUAUUCAUUCAAGUGAAGUACUGCCAAGAUGACUAGACAAUUCUAUUACUGAAAGC
Molecule: messenger RNA, 7931 nt
Organism: Cyprinus carpio (common carp)
Lineage: Eukaryota; Metazoa; Chordata; Actinopteri; Cypriniformes; Cyprinidae
Product: receptor-type tyrosine-protein phosphatase S-like
Exons: 42
Coding region: 740-6643 (1967 amino acids)
Biological process (GO): synaptic membrane adhesion; peptidyl-tyrosine dephosphorylation
Molecular function (GO): protein binding; protein tyrosine phosphatase activity
Source: RefSeq, a predicted model, not a curated record